UGCAGAGUUUAGUGUCAUCGCGAGCGUGCGUAGCUUGGGUCGUGCGUGUUUUUAUCAGCAGUAUAUUGUUUGCAUCCAUUGUAUAAAGAAAUAUGACACGAAAAAUUGCUCGGUGUAGUCAUAAUUCAUACUUAUCUUUGGUGUUGUAACGGAAAAAGUUUAUUUAUAAUAAAUCGUGUGUUGCCGUAUUUUAUUGGGCCGCUACAUAGUAAAAUAAUGAAUUUAACACGCCGCCGCAGUCUUCUAUUUGAAUUGUCGUGAGCCUUGUUGUGGGAUCGAUUUUUAGGUGUUAUUAAUGAAAUUACGGAGGUGCUCGCGAGUGAUAUUGUUACAUAAAGAACCCGUUUUGAAACACUCCCGUUACACUGGUGUUCCGUCUUGUUGGAGCUGUGGAGCGCUUAUAAUCGAUAUAAGUUAAUAAAAAAUGCAUAUUUUCCCCAUGGUUUCAUAAAGGAUCGGGUCAAUACAGUGCCGGCUCGAACGGCGUUACGAAUGUUUUUGAUUCGCGUACAAAAUGUGCUAUUGUUGUUAACUGCAGUGCAACCGAUUUAUUUAGUCCUAAAGUGAUGGUGAUUAUGAAAACAUACUUACAGUUUUGUUGUGCCCCCAGGUUUUCUACUUUCAAAGAUCGCGUAUCGACCCGCGAAUGAUUUCAAAAUCAACAAAGUUCAAAUCUACAUCAAAAACUCGACCUACGAAUAGAAUAUUAAAUUUAAUAUCAGUAUUAUGUAAUAUCGAGUGUUAAGUUUAGAUAGUCGGCCAUCUUGUGUUGCUAUGGGCGCCAUUUUGAAUAUGUUUCGAGUGAAAAUGGGCGUUGUGAUCGCCAGAAUCUGCUUGCUGCUAAUGUUGGCUGUUUAUUCUUCUUAUGGCGGCGGCUGCAACUUCCCGGAAGGCUGGACGGGCGGCUGGUUCCAGUCCGGGAUCCCGGGGCUGAUCUACAUCAACUCCACCACCAUGCAGGGCAAGGGGGAGUGCGCAGAGACUGAUGCUAAUGACAAGUUCCUCGUUUAUGAUAGAAACGAGGACUGCUACAGAUGCCUGGUCAUACAUGAAAAGCACAAAUAUGUGUUACAAUAUAAAGAAACAUACUGCGGGCAGAGAGACUCGUUGUCCACAAUGUGCGAGUCGAUCACGGGCGACGCCGCGCUAUACUCCAUGUUCAGGAAGGAGCCCCGGCCUCUGCCGGAGCCCUGCCCCUUCCACCCGGCGCCUUUCACCUUUACAUACAGUCGUGGUUCAGGCGACUGCGCGAACCCGCCGUCUCGCGCGGAGUCGUGCACGGACGACUCGCGGCUUCUGCUGCGAUACAUGGCCUGUCCUGACGUGCCCGGCACUGAGAGCAAUGUUGAGGAGCUGAUCUGCCUAGCUACGUGGAAAGAGGGCUCUACGCGGUACCUUGUAGGACUCAUCUCGCAAGUGCAGAGACGGAACUCCAUCUCCACUGACGAAGAUAUGUACAGAUGUUUCGUAUACAAGGGCACGCACGCGGACAAGAGCGUGUCGUACAGCAUCGCGCAGUCGGGCGACGCCACCUGCAACGGGCUCACCUCGCCUACCGAGGGGUCCCGCACCAUGAAGCUUACUAACAUCGACGACGAGCACAACCGCUGUCACUUCCCGAGCUGGGUGGUGGAGCAUCACAAAUGGUUCAGCCUGGACCACACGCAUCAGUACCAUUUUACUACUAAAAACGCCACGCUCAAGAUAAUGAACGUGGACGGUUCGUUCGAAGAGAAGAGACUGGUCUGCCAUUCUAUACUAGAACAUAAGGAUAAGAAACUAGUCAAAUUAGUCGCGCAUCUCACGAGGGGAUGCGAGUCCGGGCACGUGUGCGCAGUAGUGUGGCGGCGCGCGGGCGGCGUGCUGGAGCUGCAGCUGGGCGGCAGUCUGCACGACGCGCCGCACCACGCCUGCGCAGACCAGAUAUAUGCGCCGCAUGUUACACUUAUCUCGACAUCGCAGUUCCCGUCUCGCUGCCCGAUGCCGGGGCGCUACACCGUGGUGGACUCGCUCGCCGACAGACGCCGCCGCAGGCAGCAGAUUACUAUCGACGAGAUGACGGGCGAGGAGGUAGCAGAACGGCCGGUGGAAUGUGUGAUGGGGCACUACGACAGCGCCAGCAUCGGCUGCGGUGCUGCCCAGGAUACUAUAGAGUUCCAGUCUGCUUGCACUAGCACUGCAUACACCUGCUACGGCAGCUGGCGCGAGGGCUCGCGCGGCAUGGUGGUGGCGGGGCCCGCGGGGGCGCAGGGGCCCGCGGGCUCCUCGGCCAGGCCCCACGCGCUCUGCUUCAUAUACACUACUUAUGUGCGGAAUGAUUCGUACGGCAUGCCGGUACAGUACCUGUCUGUGUCGGCGGUGUCCCGCUCGUGUGACCGCGCCGUGCUGCCGGGGCUGGCCGGGGAUAAGGCCUACAACCUCACUAUUAAUGGUACGUGCGAGCAGAGCAGCAAAUACAACAGCGUCGGCAGCCGCGCAUGUCCGGCGCUAGCACUGCUCGCGCUCGCAACACUAGCCGUUGUUCGCGUCAGGUGAUACGCGGGACGUUGAUGCAAGGUGGGGCGUAGUAUGAUCGGGGUGUAGUUAUAUUGGGGUUGGGUAAACUGUGUCAUUUUAUUUUUUGGGACUUUCUUUCCUCGCAAUUUUGGGUAAUACAUGAUACAUCAUGCAAAGAAUCACUACAGUUAUAAAAUGUAAAUCUGAUAUACUACUAACUUUCAAUAAAAAUUGACAUUAUGAGAGUGUUCAUUAUUAGGCUGGCUGUUCAUAUUAUUAUUAACUGGAUCGGAUAUACAGUUUUACAUUGUUGACUUGCCUGGACUUGACCUAUAAAACUGAAAUUAGAUUUGCACACCCAAACAUUUAUUACUAUGAAACAUACAUUAUUUAUAUAUAUUUGUCAUAUUUUGUGUCUUGGAACUAGAAAAUUAACCAUGUAAGAGUAUGGAACUAUGCAUAUUUAAUUUUCCUAUACAGUAUUGAAGGCACUUACCUCUAAUUUUAACAACAUUAUUACUAUCUAAAUAAGAUGAGAUGGCUUAUUUUCAGUCCGUAACUUCAUAAAAUUUAACUAUCUAGUGUAACUGCUACUCCGAUAAACUUAUAAAUAUUUCUUAAUAAUUUAUUUGUUUCAACCAAACCCUACCUUCGUAUGUAAAGCAAAUAGUGCAGCUUUUUAUUGUGAUAACGUGUAAAACAUUGACGGUAGAAUGGAGAUACCAACCUCUUUCGUCACCAUCGGCAGCUUUUAGUAGGAAUCAAAGGUAAUUGCAAUGGCAACACUUGAAUUGAACUGUCAAAGUGCUUAAAUGUUGCCAUGAAACGAGGAAUUAUUUUAUGGAGUUUAUUUUUUAGAAAAUUUUCGGUUGUUAUAGUUUUUUUGUAAAAAUUGUUUUCUUUUUAAUUUAAAUAGUAGGGCUCUAUGAAAUAAUUGAACGUGUGCUAUAGGUUAGGAGGGAACUAAACAAUGUUAAAAGAAACGAAGCAACGUGAUCGAUAAUGUAUAUAUAAAAAGGUAUAAAGUUGGAUAUCUGAAGAGAAAUAUGACGAUUUUUAAAUAACUGUUACUUAUGUAAUUUAUGAUACAUAAUCUGACGUGGAAAAUAGCCAUAGAAGUGUCACAAUAAUUUCAUUGAACGUAGAUUAACGUCAAAAUGACGUCGAAGAAUUAUUUUUCAAAAUAAUUGAAAAUAAAAAUGAUUUUAUUGCGACAGAGUUCUAUCCUAUUUUCGAACGCGAAGAUAUUUGAUACUUUUAUUUUUUAACAUACUUAGGUAGUAAUAUUAAUAAGGUUUACCCUAUAUUUGUGGAAGUUUCCUAUAUGCGGACGAUUUGUCGUUGCAAUAGUCGCACGAUUUUUAGUCUUAAUUUUUCAGAUAGAUGUUAUGCUGUCAUUAAUCUAGCUGCAGUCGUGAGCGCAUGCGACUAGUCGCUGCGAUUUUUUUAUGCGAAAAAAAGGCUUCGAGUGAUUUAAGCUAAACCGGCUACGAUUUUUAAAAAAAUUGCUCAAAAAAUUUUGACAAAUUCGUUGUAUGUAAGACCUUUUUCCGCAAAUAUAGUGUAAACAUAUUCUGUACAAUAUAUCGAUGAUAUAAUAAAUAUAGUAAAAAACGCUUUCAAAGUAUACAUUGUAUGCAGAUUAUACAUAACAUAAAUACAUUGUCCAAAAUCACUGCUGUAUGUUUGUCUGACAAUUUUAAUAGGUAUUUUUUUCAUAGUAACACUUUUGUUUGGAUACAAAAGUUUUUUUAGUAUCGAUAAGUGCCCGUCACUACUCUUAAAGUUGAAGCCAUUUUUUUAAUAUAACAUUUUGAAUGAUUUUAUACUCUAAUAUUAUUGACUAAAGUACAUAAUUUCAUAAUUUCUGUAUCUGGGUCGAUUUUUAUUUACCUUUUAUCUGAAGAAUAUAUUUGACGUUUUUGACAACUUUUGUAUAGAAAAUAUGUCAAACCGCCAUAUUUAUUUCUUAGAUAGAAGUGAACUGAUGAUUAUGAAAUUCUCCUUAUUUCUCCCACAAUAUCAUUAUUUUCAUUAAAAUUAAAUACAGCAGUGGUCUUGGCAAAAAAUAUUAUACAGAAUAUUAUAAAAUAAGACUAAUUUAGAUAGACCUAAAUGUAGAUAAAAAACUAUGCUCAGCCGAUUCUGAUUAGUUUACGAGAUACGUCCAUCUUUUUGUGUAACGCUCGGUUAACUUUGGUUUAACUUUAACGCAGCUAUAGUACGUAAUAAGAGCGGUUAGACUAGUCAUAAUUAACUGUAUUUUUGGUAAAGUUAGAAAAUAAUCACUGAAACAAGAAGUUUGACUUAAAUACCCAUAAAUUAUUUAUAAUAACCCAAAAAAGAAUUUUGGGUCAUGAAAUUCCAUUUUCAUUUUUUUUUUUAUUUUUUUCUUUUCUAACACUUAACCAGAUUUUUUCUGUGGGGUUUUUGACUAUUGCAAAAUAAAAAAUAGAGUUAAAAACAUACUUUUUAUUUAAAGUUUGACUUAAAUAAGUACAAUUUAUACUUAUGUUAUCACAAUUUAAAAUAAAAAUAUCCGAGACUAAAAGUACAUAAAGUAUUAUUUAAAGCAGCUAUUUUUCUAUUAAAAUAAUAUUAUUAUAUUACUUUUAAAAAAGGUCUGUGACUAGCUCUUAUUCCGUGCUUUUUUCUUGUAUUCAUAAUAUUUUUUUUAUACUUGACAAUGUUUUUAUUUGUUAUUUUUUGUAAUUAUUUACAGAAUAUCAGUAUAGGGGCUCAUCACUAUUUUAUCGAUAAAAUAGUAAAAAAAAAACUUAGUUUUACUACUUUUUCGACUGUAUUUUUUUAAUGAUCUAAUAUAUAGCUUUGGUAAUAUUUUCAAAAUCAUGAAAUCAAUAAGGUUUACGUUGAAUAUCAACAUUUCGAAAUCAAUGCCAUUUAUUUUAUGCUGAGUGCCAUAAUGACACAAAAGAAAAUGGUAUAUUUACUCGAUUUCUUAAAGAUUGCCCCUUUUAAAUAAUUUUGAUUUUUUUACUUCAUUUUGCUUUGAAUGCUAACAAUCAAUAAUGACCAAUGGUAGUUAUAUAAAUAUACAUUUGCUCAUACAUCAUAGUUGAUUUUUAUUUAGUAUGUGAUAAAAUUUAACUUAAGGAUUUGUAAACCUUGUGCACACGGGCGACACUCGCGCAAAAAUCGCAAAAAAUGUAGUCGCACGACUUUUUGUCGCAAGUUCUGUCCGUGUGCAAAGGGCCUAAAUAAUGUAAAUAUUAUCAAGUUCCUGUAUGCUUUUAGUUGAACUCAAAUUUAUAAUUUGUGAUAAAUAUUCUGAUUCAGAAUAUCAAUGCUUGCCUAAACUUUGUUUUUAUAACGAAAUAUAAUGUAGCCCAAAAGACUAUUGUACAUACUGUAGCUGGAUAAUUUAUGUCUGCACGCUGGCGAUUUGGUCGCGCGAUUAUUUUGUCUUAAAUUCAUAAAAUGUCCAUAGAACCAGUAAAAUAUAUCUAUGAUAUUCUUAGAAUUAUCAGAACCAGUGUUUUUGUGAUAAGUAAAAAGUAACUAAAGUUACUGAAAACAGAAUGCGAUUGAAAAAUCGUCGUGUCCAGUCGCCAGUCUGCAAACGACCUAAUUAUUAACGCAUUUUGAAAAGUACAGGACGGAAGUAUUAUUUUAUAUAAAUAACCGAAGAUAAUAAAUAGUUAAUAACUAUAUUGAAAAAUUAUAAAAACGAAAAAAUUUCAUACGAUCAUUUUUAUUGAAAAGAAAAAAAGUUUUUUUGUAAGAAUAAUUUAAUUAAAAAAACGUGUUUAAAUGCACUAAAAUGUUAAAAAAUUAAAAUUCACUUAGAUUCUAAGGGCUUUGUUUUAUUUUAUUUAUUGUAUUUAAAAUUAAGGCAAAAUUCUUCACGUUGUGAAUACUGCACAUCGUUGUUUAUGUAAAAAAAAUGUAAUACUCUAUUGGAAUGUAAUUUUGCAUGUAAAUAAUUACUUUUUUGGCUGAUGGGUUUUUGUGAUAUCAAAUUGGUUUCUUUUCGUGUAUAAAAUAAGCGUCUAUUGAAAUUUUGGUGGCAUGUCAUGUUCAUUUCGAUUUGGCCACAAGAUACGAUUUGUAACUAUUAACGUAUAAGCCUAUUAUUAUAUUUUGAUUACUGAAAUAUAUUUAAAAAAUAA
Helicoverpa armigera (cotton bollworm) is the source of this 6626-nucleotide messenger RNA. RefSeq lists its product as uncharacterized. The transcript is spliced from 17 exons. The record is from RefSeq and is a predicted model, not a curated record. The coding region runs from base 775 to 2535 and encodes 586 amino acids. Lineage: Eukaryota; Metazoa; Arthropoda; Insecta; Lepidoptera; Noctuidae. Gene Ontology annotation, biological process: autophagosome-lysosome fusion.